Molecule: messenger RNA, 2638 nt
Organism: Sciurus carolinensis (gray squirrel)
Lineage: Eukaryota; Metazoa; Chordata; Mammalia; Rodentia; Sciuridae
Gene: Dnajc12
Product: DnaJ heat shock protein family (Hsp40) member C12
Exons: 5
Coding region: 150-746 (198 amino acids)
Cellular component (GO): cytoplasm
Source: RefSeq, a predicted model, not a curated record
ACAUCUGGUGUAUUGACUGUGACCCGUGUUAAAGCUAGCUUUUGCUGUUUGGAACGUGCCUUCGUCAUUCAGAUUUAAAGAGGGUUUUCCUAUUAAUUUGAAGCUCAUUUUGUCUCUUGUUUCUGAGAGGAGCUGAUUUAUUGAUCUAAAUGGAUGCAAUACUGAAUUACAGGUUAGAAGAUAGUGAAGAUUACUACACAUUACUGGGAUGUGAUGAACUCUCUUCGGUUGAACAAAUCCUGGCAGAGUUUAAGAUCAGGGCUCUGGAAUGUCACCCUGACAAGCAUCCUGAAAACUCCAAAGCUGUGGAGACUUUUCAGAAAUUGCAGAGGGCAAAAGAGAUUCUGACCAAUGAAGAGAGUCGAGCCCGCUAUGAUCAUUGGAGAAGGAGCCAGAUAUCAAUGCCAUUCCAGCAGUGGGAAACUUUGACUGACUCAGUGAAAAUGUCAAUGCACUGGGCUGUCAAAGGUAAAAAAGACCUGAUGCUGGAAGAAUCCCAUCAGACACAUAGCAGCAAGACUAAAAAUGAAGAAUGGAAUGAGCAAAGAGAAAAAAAGAAAGAGGAACUGGGUUCAACCACAGAGAAAGUGAAGCAAAAAGAACCUGAGUCCAUGGAGAAGUCAGUCUCCCCACAAAAUCCAGAAUCUCCAAAUUUUUCAGAUGUAAACUCAUGGCACCUUCGUUUCCGUUGGUCGGGGGAUGCUCCCUCAGAACUCCUGAGGAAGUUCAGAAACUAUGAAAUAUGAAAUGCCCUUGCUUCAUGGAAGAGGGAGAGCAAGAUGUUGCCUGUACUGCCAGCAGACUUAGUUCACAUCUUAACAAUGUCAUGUUUAUGAAUCACUCAGUAGUGACUGAUUCCUCCAUCUUUGAACCCAUUCUCACAAUGUGUGUGUGUGUUUUUUGUUGUUGUGUGUGUUUUCUUGGUGCUGGGGAUUGAACCCAUGGUCUCGUGCACUCUUUACCAUUGAGCUAUAUCCCCAGAUCCAGAAUGUGUUAAGUAAGAAAUUUUUGGAAGACUAAUUUAUUUCAAAAUUUGAAUAAAUUAAGGCUCUUAGAUCCAAGUAGGUUGUAUUAUAUGUGUUUCCCUAUUAAUACUGUUUAUAGAAUUUUAUUUGAAAAUCAGUUGCAGUAUUUAAAUAUUUCACUGAUAUGCCAUGAUCUCUAUUAGUGCUGGAUGUACAAAAAUGUUUUCUGACUCUUAACUUAAAAAAAUGAAAUGUGCAAUUACUUGUGUAAACUCCAUUUAGUGAAAUGAAUAAUCUCCUCAAAGUUCAUAAAUGCAUUCAUUAUUCAACUCUAUUUUUAAAAUAAUUUGAUAGAAGGGAAACAAGCAGAGUAGAGGAAAGGGACCAGGAGAAGGGAGGAAAUGAGGGAAAGGGGGAGUUCUGGGGAAUGAUAUUAACCAAUUUACACUGUUAUAUUGUGUGAAUAUGUAACAACAAAUCCCACUAUUAUGUAUAGUUAUAACACACCAAUAAAAAUACGGGAAAUAAAUGAAACAAUUAACAAAGGAGUAGUUAAAAAAAUUGAAGUUAUUUUUACUUUAAUAAUUAUGAAUUUGAAAGGUUAUGAUUUGAGGAAAUGUUAUUUUUACAAGGUUUCUUGUGCUAUAUAAAUGAGUGACAAAUUUAUAAAUUAUGUUCUAACUAUGAAAAUAGGCCUGUCAGGUAACAGAAUCUCGUUAGGUUAGAAUUCUUGAUGGCUUCUAUGUAAUCUGUGUUCUUUACUUUUUGAACAAGUGAAUGAAAAAUUAAGAAAAAGAUUUUAGAGUAGGGUUUCCUUAGUCAAUGACAGAGUUUUCACUGAUGUACAGCAAAAUGAAAAAAAUAAGAACAUAACAAGUGCUAUGGUCUGAAUGUUCAUGCCCCCCCCUCCCCAAUUCAUAUGUUGAAAAACUACCCCCUACUCUGUGAUGCUAUUAGGAAGUAAGGCUUUUGGAAGUUGAUUAGGUCUUGAGGGCAGAGCUUUCACAAAACUAGUGGGAGAUUAAUAAAACAUUGCUCAGCUGCAUGACCUCUCAAAUUGGUGAUUUUUAAGGCAACUAAAAGAAAGAAACUAGAAACAAGUGAAACUAGAAAGUUCCUUUAAGUUUCCCCUGCUUUCAGGCUGUCUGCUUUUCAGAAAUGAUAUCUUUCUACUACUGUGGUUUAAAAUGUGUACUUUUAUGAAAUGGUGUCAAGAGUAUAUUGUAUUAGUUUGCUAGGGUUGUCAUAAUAAAAUACCACAGACUAGAUGACUUAAACAUUUCUCACAGUUCAGGGGAGUAGAUGUCCAAGAUCAAGAUAUUGGCCGGUUUGUUAUUUUCCUGAGGCUACUCUUGGCUUACAGAUGGCCACCUUCUUGAGAGAGAAAAGUAAACGAGGGUGUGCUCAAUCUUGUCAACAAUUGGGAAAUGAAUCUGUAAUGAAAACAGAGUGGCAUGCUCACAUGGCCUCACAUGGCCUUUUCUCUGUGCAUGCACAUUCCUGGUGUCUCUUCCUCUUCUUUUAUAGACACCAGUCAUAUGAGAUAAAGGUCCACCCUCAAGAUCUCAUUUUAGCUCAUUUACAUCUUUAAAGACGUUAUCUCCAAAUGAGGUUUUAUUCUGAGGGACUGGGGUUGGACUAUCAACUUGUGAAUUUUAGGAGAACAGAAUUGA